This is a messenger RNA of Conger conger (European conger), 1714 nucleotides long. RefSeq lists its product as uncharacterized. NCBI's taxonomy places the organism in Eukaryota, Metazoa, Chordata, Actinopteri, Anguilliformes, Congridae. The coding region runs from base 420 to 1451 and encodes 343 amino acids. The transcript has 3 exons. The record is from RefSeq and is a predicted model, not a curated record.
CGGCAUCAAAAUAAUGAACGAAAGGCAAAAGGAAAUUACUGUUUUACAAGUCACACUUGCAAAAAUGAAAUAUAUUUUAACGUUUUCACUUUCAGGCACGCCCAUCGAAUCCCGUUGUUUUUUCCAUAGCGUCAGCACUCAGGCGCUUCAGUAGUUCCGUAUGGUUGUCAUGGCAACGGGGUUACGUCCUCAGUCCGCGAAAGAUAUGAGUGCAUCCUUGUCUGGGUGCAAGCUGCGACAUUACCUAAAAUAUUAGACUAAGAAAUUAAUUGAACACAUUUUAGCCUCUUGUUAGAAACCUGGACCCACAACAUUUCUACUGACAUGCGAUAAAAAAGUAAGCAUCUGCACCCGCGGGGGCUUUUCUCAUAGUGAAUAUUAUUACAAGAGAAAGUAAUCGGACUGAUGCUGGUGCUGAAAUGAUGGAGGAUACAGACUGCAGAACGGCUGACAGAUGUCAUGUCGAUUCACUUUUGAACAUCAGCGAGGAGAGCUUCGCGAAAAUUUCUCAGUGCGGAAUGCCUGUACAAUCGGCAUGGGAACAGGUGGUGAAGGGCUGGAAUGAGUGUCCUCCAUUGGCUUGCCUAUUUCAGUUGCAGAAUAAAUGUAGGCCAGACAAAAGUGGAGAACAUGAAUUCCAUUGUCUCCUCUGCAUUGAUGCAAAUCUGGUGCAGAAGCUUGAAGUGGACCAAUGUGCAAAUUCUGAAUCAUCUGAAACCAAAUGCAGUUUGGCUGAAGAUACAGAACACCUGGAAGCACCCCAAAUCUCCCCAUCAGAAAACUUCUGUCCAGAUGCAGAACAGGACAGUUUCAAGUAUGAAAAAACAACAACAAUUCAAGAUGAAUCCUGCAAAGUAACAGGCAGGGCCAAACUGAAAAGACUUCCAGACACUUCAACGAUGUUGACUUACAUGAAAUUUGCCAUGCAGUGUCCUAUAAUAAAAGAAAAAGGAAUUAUCAACAAGUUCUCUAUAUUGCCACCCGUGAAGGGCUCUGGUUAUCCAAGGGCUGCCAGAUUAAGAAGUGCAGCAGCCUGCGCACUAAGCUCACCAGACAGUCUGACAGCAGUCGGCAGAUCAUAUAGCCUCUCUUUAACAGGGGAGGGACAUGUUGAGAGAGAAUGUGUCUCAGCAGGUGUUGAGAUACUUGAGUAUAGCCACAGAUCACUUACAGCCAAGUGCUAUCAGUCUCCACCCAGCAGACGACUAAUGUCUGCUGUCAGCACCAGCUUACCCAAGAGAUGCUCCUCAUUAAACUCAUUUGAGGGCACACUGUCACGUGCAGCAGACUUUGUGGGUAGAAGAAUCAAGAAUGAAAGUCCUAUCCGGGCGGCCGUGAACAACCAAGGCUAUAACCAGAGACGAACAGAGAAUGAGCUACCUAUACUGUUGGGGACCAGAGUUCCAAUACAAGCAAUGUCUCAUCGCAUAGUGUCCAUUUCUAAUGCAUAGAGCCCUGAUUGGCAGCUUCCAGCUACCUCCAGGGCCUUUUCCAUGUCAGUAAUCCUACCUGUGCUCCUCGAUGCUCGGAUCCCAUCUCUCCUGCUACCAGCUCUAAACUUCAGAUCAGUUGUCAGUAUGUAUACAAUAUAAAUUUGGCAGACAGAUUUUUGGUAUAGAUGUAUUUUUCAUGUAUCUUGAUAAAAUAAGAAAUGUGGUGUACUGGAUAGAUGUUUUAAUCUUUUUGUUUCAUUAAAAAUGCUUAUGCAGUAUUA